UUGAAAACAAGGAGGGACCACUUCACCGCGCGCAAUGAUUCCAAAAUCAUCUGUUCCUCCUCAUCUCCUUAAAUUCUUCAGGGAAGGCUGCUAAAGACAAAACUUUUUCUCGACAUCCCACAAUGUUCUUUUAGUACUAAAAUGGAAGUCGCUUUUACUUCCAAGUAGGAGGGCCUGAUCAUUGCUCCCCUUAAGUCUUUCAAAGAUAGAACUAUUUUUUUCCUCUUUUAUUCCGCGUCGGCUGCGGCUACGACGGCGGCUGCGUCGUCGGGGACGUCAUGACGCUGUGAGGUCGCUACGCUGCAUGGCUGCAGGAAAGAAUCGGAGUUAGGAAGAAGGGGAGGGCUGGACCCUGAAGUGAAUCUCUCAGUUAGGCCCUGGUGCGGCCUACGCCAGUCCUUUGCCUUUUUCAGGCACCCCGCUUGGUCAUGGCUGAACACUCGACCUCCAGACAUCCCGUGCCGCCCAUUGAGUCGGAGCUUUAUUUCCUCAUCGCUCGGUACCUGUCGGCCGGUCCUUGCCGGAGAGCAGCCCAGGUGCUGGUGCAGGAACUGGAACAGUACCAGUUGUUGCCGAAGAGAUUGGAUUGGGAAGGCAAUGAACAUGACUGGAAAUAUGAGGACUUGGUCUUGUCAAAUAAACAUGUGGCACCUGAUCAUCUGUUGCAAAUCUGUCAGCGUAUUGGCCCUAUACUGGAUAAAGAAAUUCCACCCUGUAUUUCCAGAGUUACAUCUUUACUUGGUGCAGGAAGGCAGUCUUUGCUACGUACUGCAAAAGAUUGCCGGGCUACAGUUUGGAAGGGCUCUGCUUUUGCUGCUCUUCAUAGAGGAAGACCACCUGAAAUGCCUGUAAAUUAUGGUUCCCCACCAAACCUUGUGGAGAUAAAUCGUGGAAGACAACUUACAGGAUGUGCCUCAUUUAACACAGCAUUUCCAGGAAGUAUGUAUCAACAUAUAAAAAUGCACAGGAGGAUUCUGGGACAUCUCUCUGCUGUUUACUGUGUUGCAUUUGAUAGGACAGGGCACAGAAUCUUUACUGGUUCAGACGAUUGUUUGGUAAAGAUAUGGUCCACACAUAAUGGCCGAUUGUUGGCCACAUUAAGAGGCCAUUCUGCAGAAAUUUCUGACAUGGCUGUGAACUAUGAAAAUACUAUGAUUGCUGCAGGAAGUUGUGAUAAAAUAAUUAGAGUAUGGUGCUUGAGAACUUGUGCCCCAGUUGCUGUGCUUCAAGGACACACUGGCUCAAUUACGUCUUUGCAGUUUAGUCCAAAGGCUAAUGGUUCUGAGAGAUACAUGGUGUCUACCGGUGCAGAUGGGACAGUUUGCUUUUGGCAGUGGGACUUAAAUUCCAUGAAAUUCAGUAAUCGUCCUUUGAAAUUCACUGAAAAGCCUAGACCAGGGGUUCAAAUGCUUUGUUCGUCUUUUAGUGUUGGUGGCAUGUUCUUAGCAACAGGUAGUACUGAUCAUGUAAUCAGAAUGUAUUUUUUGGGCUUUGAAAUGCCUGAAAAAAUAGCAGAGCUUGAAAGUCACACUGACAAAGUCGAUAGUAUCCAGUUUUCUAACAAUGGUGAUCGAUUCUUAAGUGGUAGCAGAGAUGGAACAGCAAGAAUUUGGAAAUUUGAGCAGCCAGAAUGGAAAAGUAUUUUACUGGAUAUGGCAACGAGAUUGUCAUGUGACUCAUGUUCAGAAGAAGAGAAAUUUAUGAAACCCAAAGUAACAAUGAUUGCUUGGAACCGAAAUGAUACCCUUGUUGUCACUGCCGUAAACGACCAUGUACUCAAAGUAUGGAAUUCUCAUACUGGACAGCUACUUCAUAACUUGGUGGGACAUACAGAUGAAGUAUUUGUUUUGGAGACACAUCCCUUUGAUUCCAGGAUUAUGCUAUCUGCAGGUCAUGAUGGAAAUAUAUUUAUAUGGGAUAUUACAAAAGGCAUCAAGACAAAGCAUUACUUCAAUAUGAUUGAAGGACAAGGACAUGGAGCUGUAUUUGACUGUAAAUUUUCAUCAGAUGGACAGCAUUUUGCUUGUACAGAUUCACACGGACAUCUGCUUAUAUUUGGAUUUGGAUGCAGUAAACCUUAUGAGAAGAUUCCUGAUCAGAUGUUCUUUCAUACUGACUACCGGCCACUGAUUCGAGAUUCAAAUAAUUUUGUCUUGGAUGAACAGACCCAACAGGCUCCUCAUCUUAUGCCUCCUCCAUUUUUGGUGGAUGUAGAUGGUAAUCCUCACCCAACUAAAUAUCAAAGAUUAGUACCAGGUCGAGAGAAUUCUGCAGAUGAACAUUUGGUUCCUCAGCUUGGAUAUGUGGCAACAAGUGAUGGAGAAGUCAUUGAACAGAUAAUAAGCCAACAGACCAAUGAUCUGGAUGAACAAAACCCAGAAGCCAGAGUUAUUCUUGAUGGAAUGAUAAGACAGUUACAGCAACAGCAAGAUCAGAGACUAGGAGCAAAUCAAGAUGCUUUUCGAAAUGAUUUUCCAGAUGGGGAAGAAACACCAAGAAGAGGUUUUAGAAGACUAAGUUUAGAUGUUCAGUCUCCUCCAAAUAUUGGUUUGCGUCGUAGUGGGCAAGUUGAAGGUGUUCGUCAGAUGCAUCAGAAUGCUCCACGUAGUCAGAUUGCCACAGAACGUGAUCUGCAAGCUUGGAAACGAAGAGUGGUUGUACCAGAAGUGCCAUUGAGUAUAUUUCGAAAGCUGGAAGAUUAUAGAAUUGGAAAAGGCGAGGAGGAAAAAAAUCUUUAUGUAACAGAAAGAAAAAAGAAACCUCUUCAGCAAACUCAAAAGAUGGUACCAGUGGCCCGGUCAAGACAGAGAAUUUUAAAAUCUAAAUAUUCAGAUUAUGAAAAUAAUUUUGAGUCAUCAUCUGAGGAAGAAAAUGAAUCUCUUAGCCUCAUAAGACAGGACACUUCAACUCCAGAUCAAAGUGAUGAUUCUGGCAGUUCUGAAGAAGAAGAAGAAUGGAAAAGUGAAGAAAAGAGUGAAAGUGACAGUGACGAUUCCAGUGAUUCUUCAGCCAGAUAUUCUGAUUGGAGGGCUGAUGUUGGCAUUAAUCUUCAACCUCCUUUAAGAACCUCAUCUCGUCGUAGAACUCUACGGUAUCGCAGUAGCUCAGAAGAUGAAGUAUCUGUUGAGAAUUUGUCUACUCCAAAGAGAAGGCAAAAGAGAAGGGAAAGAUGUAAACCUAAGAAGUCGAAUUUGCAGAGGAUGACUCCAGCUGAGCUUGAAAAUAUAGAACUUUUAUAUGAAUUUCAUCCUCCAGUUUGGAUAACAGAUACUACACUUCGAAAAUCUCCAUUUGUUCCUCAAAUGGGUGAUGAGGUAAUAUAUUUUCGACAAGGUCAUGAAGCUUAUGUUGAGGCAGUUAGGAGAAAUAAUAUUUAUGAGCUGAACCCCAACAAGGAGCCAUGGAAGAAGAUGGAUCUUAGAGAUCAAGAAUUGGUAAAAAUAGUUGGAAUGCGUUAUGAGGUUGGUCCCCCUACACUCUGUUGCCUUAAGCUCGCUUUCAUAGAUCCAGCCACUGGAAAGCUUCUGGACAAGUCCUUCUCUCUUAAAUAUCAUGAUAUGCCAGAUGUUAUUGACUUUCUUGUACUACGUCAGUUUUAUGAUGAAGCACGACAGAGGAACUGGCAAGCUCGUGACAGAUUUCGAUCUAUAAUUGAUGACGCUUGGUGGUUUGGAACAGUGCUAAGUCAAGAGCCCUUUCAACCACAAUAUCCAGAUAGUCAUUUCCAGUGUUACAAUGUUAAGUGGGACAAUACUGAAAUAGAAAAGCUUAGUCCAUGGGAUAUGGAGCCAAUUCCUGAUAAUGUUGAUCCGCCUGAAGAAUUGGGAGCUAGUAUUUCAGUGACUUCAGAUGAACUAGAGAAGUUGUUAUACAAACCCCAGAAUGGUGAAUGGGGUAAAAAAUCCCGGGAUGAAGAAUGUGAAAGAAUAAUUAAUGGCAUUGAUCAGCUUUUGAAUCUUGAGAUGCAAUCAGCUUUUGCAGGUCCAGUUGACCUGUCUACUUACCCAAAGUACUGUUCGGUGGUAGCCUAUCCAACAGAUCUUUAUACAUUCGGAUGAGAACUUGUCCAUCGAUUUUACAGGAGGAUUUCUGCUCUAGUCUGGGAAGUAAGAUAUAUAGAAUAUAAUGCCAGAACCUUUAAUGAACCUGGGAGUGCUAUUGCAAGAUCAGCUAAGAAGAUCACUGAUCAACUUUUAAAGUUCAUUAACAAUCAAGACUGUACAAAUAUUUCUGAAUUUUGUAAUAUUACUGAAGAUGAUGAAGGCUGCAUAGAUGCUGAUGAUUUGGAUGAGCAUGAACUUCCUAAAACUUCUUCUGGAAGAAUAAAAGGGCAUCGUUGGAAGAAAAGGAACAGUAAUAAAACUAAAUAUGAUAAAAAUAACUGGCAGAAGCAAUGUAAAGAACUAGUGAACUUAAUUUUCCAAUGUGAAGAUUCUGAGCCAUUUAGGCACCCUGUUGAUUUGGUUGAGUAUCCAGACUAUAGAGAUAUUAUAGACACUCCAAUGGACUUUGGAACAGUGAGGGAAACUUUGGAAGCAGGAAAUUAUGACAACCCCCUGGAAUUUUGCAAAGAUAUUCGAUUAAUAUUUAGUAAUGCUAAAGCAUAUACACCAAACAAAAGGUCAAAGAUUUACAGUAUGACUCUUAGAUUAUCGGCACUAUUUGAGGAAAAAUAAGAAAAAUUUCCUCUAUUUAAAAUUGGGCAAAAAUACAAUGAAAAAUUACGAAGAAGCCAAAGGUGUAAGAGAAGGCAAGGUUCUACACGUGGCUAUCAGUCCAACAAAUUCAGACAUGUGAAAUGGAAACAAUUGAAAUCCCAGGCAAAAUUCAUAACUGACUUGGAAGGUUCUCCUACUCAAUCUACCUCAAAUAGUGCCGCUUGGUCUUCAAGCCAGAAGACUACAGUUAGCUUCUCUGCCAAUAUUACUUCUGGUGAUUCAUCAGAUUCUGCAGCAUCAUGAAAAAUUGGAAGGACUAGACCCAUAACUCUAGCAAACUCUCCAAUAUUAACUGCUUCCAGUAGUUCAGAGGAAAGUAGAGAGAACUCUGAAUCUCCUGAACCCUUAUCACGUAAUGGAAUCUCCAGAGGCAAAAGCAGAAACUUCAUUGUGACUAGAAACAGAAUUUCUCAAAGAAAAAAUGGUUCUGUCUUUUUAGAAAAUGGUUGUGGUAGAAAAGCUAUACGCAAAAGAGUCUACGUGAGUGAUUCUGAUAAUUCAGUACAAACUAAUGAGACAAUCAAAGACAAAGCUGGAAGUAACCGAAAAAUCCCACGCAAGUGUGCUGCUGUGGCUGCUAAUAAGAUUAAGCUAAUGAGUGAUGUAGAAGAAGAUUUCAGCUCAGGAAGUAUUUGCUCUACAAGCAAAACCAGCAGGAAACUGCCUCACCGAAAUGCCUCUGCUGCAGCUAAAAAAAAGUUAUUAUAUAACUCUGAGGAUGAUCAAAGUUUAAAGACAGGAAGUGAAAAAGAACAAAAAAAACAAAAUCAGCCAACACCAGAGGUGUCUUCUGGUGCUGCUAGGAAAAGUGUCAGUGAAUCUGAAAGUGAAAGUUCUGAGUCUGAAAGUAAUUCAACGGUGUCACAAAAGAAUUGGCAUGCUAAUGGUUAUAAAACCCGUACUAGAACGGGUUUUACAACAAAAUUUCCCUUAAUAGAAUCUUCCUCAGAAGAUUCAGAAAGCUAUAAUUCAGAGAAUGGCAGUAAAAAAGCUUGUCCAUCAACUUCUGCUGAGAAAUCUAAGGCCAAAAAAAAUUCUAAGGAGGAUGCAGAUUCUGAGCCAAGUGAAAGGAGUGGUAGAAAAUGCAAGAAAACUUGUUGGAAGGGUGCUACUCUAUUUAGGAAAGCAAAAGUCCUAAGUGAUUCAGAGGAGUCUGAUGAAGAUGAAAAGAGUGAAAAAGAAGCUGGAAGACAUUGUGAGAUGGUGAAAACAUCUUUGAAUUCAGGGGGUUUGAAGCGUGAUCCUCUCGCUGUUUCCAAGUAUUAUUUGAAACAUGAAUCUGAAACAGAUUUGGAUUCUGACCAUAGUUAUGAUGACAAUACAGAAACAAAUAAAAGAACAACAGAUGUUAUGAAAGAUUCUGUAUCCAAAGAAAAUGGACACAAUGGAAAAGCUUCUAAGAAAACGAUAUGCUCCAGUGACUCAGACAGCAAUUCAGAAGUAGUUAAAUCACUAAAAGGCAAAAUCGGUUUCCGAAGGAUCCCACGGAGAAGUGCUACAAUGGCUGCCAAUAAAAUAAGGUUAAUGAGUGAUGAUGAAGAUUUUAGUUCAGAAACUGUGUGCACUAGAAGCAAUGGAUACAGGAAAAGGAACCUUAAUUGUGCUUCUACUAAACCUAAGAAUGCAUUGUAUGGUUCUGAGGGAAAUACAGGUUCAAAGAGUAAAAUAGUGUUAAAUGAACAAAGUACCUCUGAAGAUCAACUACUUGAUACUGGUUCUGAUAGUAGUAGGAAAACUGUUAGUGAAUCUAUAAAUGGAGACUUAGACUCGGAAAGUAAUCAGAAAUGGCAUACUAAUUGUCUCAAAUCUACUAGUGCUGCAUCUCAUACAAAAAAAAAAUCCCUGAUUGAGUCCUCAAAUGAAGAUUCAAAAAGCCAUAAUCCAGAAGAUAAUAAUAGGAGGAAAGUUCCUUACCGGUCAACUUUGGUGCAGAGGUCUGCUUCAGAAAAUAGUGUUGAAGAGGAAAUGAGUUCUGGGGUAGGAAAAUGGACAGGUAGAAGAACCAGAAGGAAAACACGUCAAAAGGUUCCUUUCAGAAAGGCAGAGGUUCAUCAUGAUUUGCAAGACACAACAGAGUCUGAAAAGGGGAGGAAGAGACAAUGUUCUGAAUCAAAAAUUUUGGAAGGUUCUGAAAUAGCAGCUAGUUCAAAGACUAAUCCCAAAUGUGAUUCAAAUCUGGAAACAGAAACUGAUUCAGAUACUGCCUAUAGUGAUAACAUAAAAACAAAAAAGAGAAAAAGGAAUAGAAAGGCAAAUGUUAGAAGAGGUGGUAACAAUUUUAAAGGUAACAUAUCUAAACCAGUGAGAUUUCCAAGAAAAAGCAAACGACCAAGGUUAAGGUUAGAUGAUAAUGACUGGGAGGAUUUGGACUACGCAAAAACUCAAAAAGCUCCACGACGUUCAAAAAUAAGAACAAGAAAUCAGGGUAGAAGAACUGUAAGAUAUAAUUAUGGGGAUGAUGAUAGAGUUUUAGAUAUAGAAAGUGUUUUUGAUACGGAUGAUUGCACCUUAUGACCUUGAGGGAAAACCAGUUCAUUUUUUUAGAGGAAUUGAACUGGAAUUCGUGGUGAAUAUUGGCUGAUCCAGUGAUUUUUUUUUUUGUUCUAUAAUUCAGGGAAUAUAUUUAUAUUUUUCUAUGAAAAAGUUAUGAAUGUGACUAAAUCAUGACUGUCCUUUUCCUUAUUUUUUCCUUGACCUUGCUUAGGUAGCAGCAUUUAGCACAGGUGCCAAAAUAAGCUUCAUUUUGGGGCAGCUCUCAAUUUUGACUGUAUGUGACUACAUAGCAAGAGUUUAAAUUCUGUUUUAUUUCUAUAAACACUAGAAAACUGGUUAGUAUUAAAUGGUUGAUCAUUAUUUUCACAGUAGCAAGUUAAUACUUUUCAUGGUUACUACUUUAUUAAAUGCUUAAGUUGUCAUAGAUUCUAUUCUUUGUGUAAUAUUGUCACAAUUUCAUGUGAAGGUUUACAAAUAGCUUAUAACAAAAGCAUCCUAACAUUAAGAUCAUGGGAAGAGGAACUACUUACUAGGUAGACAGAUACUUACCAUUUUGUUUUGGUUCCCAUUAGAAACUUUUAUUGCCACCUUAGUUCAAUACAAAAUAUCAGCUCCGUUCAUUUUAGUUGCUUCCAUUUGCCUUUUUAAAUGGUGUUGGGAUUUGCGUGUGCAUGUGUGUGUGUGUGUGUGUGUGUGUGUGUGUGUAUACAUAUACAUACACAUUCUCAUUUUUAUGCUGUAAACUUGAACCUAGAAACUACUGGUAUAUUGUUUUAUCCAGUCUUUUUUGUUUAAAUGUUGAACGUGUUUCUUUAAAAAAAAAAAUUCUAAAUAAGGUCAGAGCCAUAGCCUUUAUUUUGUCAUUUUCUUUAACAUCUGCACUAAUGUAUAAAUGCUGUAAAGCUUGCUUUUUAGCUACCAGAAAUCUUUUCCUUUUUUUUAACAUUGAUGUAUUUAACCAAAGUGAAUUAGUAUCCUUAAUUACUUCAUCCUCUGAAAUGAAAGAAUGUGCCUUUGGUUUAAGAAAAUCGUAUUCUUAACUAGUUGUCCUUGUUAUUUCAAUCUGGUUGAAAGAAACAUUUUAUCCCACUUUAUUACUUAGGUGGGUUUGCUAUCAGUAUUGAAAUUAUAAUUUUGGUUUUGUGAAACUUCAUCCAGGGAAAUGAGGCAAAUAUCUUUGUUGUUUGGAUUGAUUUGCCAUAUCACUUUGCAUUCCCACAUACCCUGGCCUACUAUAGUAACCAUCCCAAUAUUAAUGGCACUGGUCGUAAUGUGUAGAUUUGCAAUUUCUGAGAAAACAUAGUAAAUGUUAGUGUAAUGAUUUUUGAAACCAUUAAGAUAAACUUGAAACCUAAACAUUUUGUAUUUUGUAGUAAUUUGUUUUUCUUUGCUAGGUCAACUUAUCCCUGUCAGUAUAUGUAACCUCAUUGAGCUUUCAUGUGCCUGAAGUAGUACUUCCAAUAUAUUUUAUGUAUUUUACUAAGGACAGUUAUAUCCCCUGCACCUCUCCCCCACCAUGACUGGCUUUAAAUUUGGAUUUGGUAUCAAAUAGAAAAUCUAUUUCUCUCUUAAUUUCCCUGAAAUCAUAGCUAUUAAAAACUGUGGACAACUUUUUCUGUUUUGGGGUUUAGAGAAUCCUUUCUGAAAUCCUCAUAAAUAUUUCCCAGAAAUUUGUACUGUCAACCCUCAUCCUUUUCUCUACGAACAGGAUAGGAUUGUUCUAGACAGCCUUGACACAACCUAGAAUAAAUAUUCCUAUUAUCAUCAGGGGAAUUUUAAUUUCAGAUAAAACUUAACAUUUUUUCCCUCAGUGUUAUAAAACAUGAAUAAAUGUAUACUGUGUUAGUGCAGUGUUCUGCCCCAGGUGGUUUGGGGUGUUGAGGGAGAUUGCUUUGUAGGGCACUAAAUUUUAAAAAAAUAGAAUAUUCCUUGAACAUCCCAUAAGUUACUGUAAUAAAUUGUUAUGAAUCUAGUCCAUGAAUUAACCUAAACUCUUCAUCAGCUUAUUUGUUUAUACAUUUACCACUGUUUUCUGUGUAAACUUUCAAAAAUCAAAAAAAGUGCAUAUAAAUGUGGAAUAUUUAGAUGGGCUUAGGUUCUGUUAUAAAGAAAAAUUUUCUUAUUUGCAUGUAUACACAGAAUGAGUUUUCCCCAUUUGGGCUGAAUUAUCCAGUUGAUCAGUCCAGUUGAAGUGGUUAAGCCAAUUGUUAGUAAAUACAGCUUUCAUAUUUUAAUGAGGAUAUAAUAAGAAAAACCAAGCACAGCAUCAUUUCACUUUAUGACUGUAAAGAUGUACUUGGAAAAAGGUAAAUUAUAAAAAUAAAUAAAAUAAGAACUUGGUGCUAUAAAGGAAUUGUGUAGUUAUAGGUUGUUUUAAUCUUGGGUACUGUUCUCAACAUUUAGUUUUGAGAAAGAUAUACACAUGCCUCUAUUUAAGAAGGUAAUAAAGGAAAUACUUAUGUUGACUUACAGCAUGUGAACUUCAUAUUUUUUUGUAUUCAGUUUUUUACAUAAAGGAAUGUGAGAUCAUUCCAAUGCAAAAAGUGCUAUAGUUAUUCAUUAUAGUAUAAAUAUAAUUAAUGUUUACUACAAGUGAAUUUAAGUUCUAUAAUUUUAUUAAGGUAUAACAAAAUGAUUGACAUUUUAUUUCUCUUUCCUUUAGAAGAAGGAAGAUAGCUUAACCAGGUUUGAUAUUAAUGGUUUGAAACAUUUUAGAAACUGGUUAGACAUGUCUCUAAAUCUUGUACUGUUAAUAUGCCAAAUUUAUUUAAAUUAUGGGGUUUUUGCUUACUUAACGGCAACAGUGUAGCUUUUAACUUAUUCCUUUCUUGAGAGAGUUCCUACAUCCUUCUUUUAAUUAAAGAAAACCUAGCUUUACAGACUUAUAGAACAUCAUAAAGAAGUCAAGCUCUUUGUUGGUGUUUUCCACAUUGUUUUUCUUAUGUGUUUUGGUAUGCUUUUAUGUGAAGGCAUGAGGAACCCACUUGGUUAUCUCUCAUCCUAAAAAGAAACAUUUUCACAAAACACAUCUCAUAUUCCCUGUAGAUCACAAUUCACAGUCUCUGAAUUAGAAUACCAUUGUGUUCUUAUUGCACACAAGACAAAAUCUAAAACAAGGCUGAAUUUUAAAAUCCAAAAUAGAAUUUUUAGCAAAAAAGCUGUAGAUGGAAGGAAACUUAGAAAUGAUGAAAUAAGAGGAUCUUAUGUCAAAAACACAAAAUCCCUAGGGUUUUAUAUCUUUUAGGGGGAUAUUACCAAAAAACAGAAAUAGAGCUAUUGGUAAACCACCUUUUUAGAACAAAGAUCUCCAAACCUUUUGAUUGAACACCUACCUCAUCAGUAAAAAAAAAAAUGUUUUGGCACAUCUUCCCAAUAUGUGUAUAUUUACUUAUUUAUAAAUCAUAGCAUUCUGUUGUGCUAAUCAUUAUAAACAUUGUAAUAUUUAUACAAAAAUAGCAACUUUAGAAGGAUGAGAUGAUGGAAUAACAUUUAAUCUUAGAAUUAGUAGAGUUUCUGAGUAGGACACGAAAAUGGUCAAACAUGCACUUUAGAAAAAUCGCUUUGGCUUUUGUAUGGAGGAUAGAUUAAAAAGCAAAGAUACUAGGAACAGAGAGACCAGUGUUAAUAUAUUCUAGGCAAGAUAUAAUGAGCAACUGAACCAUAUGGUGGCAGUUGUAUAAAUAUUGAUAGAUGCAAGAGAUGUAGAGGUAGAAACAAGAUUUGGCAACUGAUUGACUUAUGUGGGGUGAGGAACUGAAGACAGCAAUGAAAUGAGCCUGGAUGCCUGAUAGGGUGGUGGUAUAUUCAACAUUAAUAGGAAAAUUUAGAAGAAAGAUAUAUUUGGAAAGGAAAGAUAAUGUAAUGAGAUGUGAAAUGUAGACCAUAACUUUCUUAUCCUCCUACAUGACUAACUGUCCUACCCAAAACAGAAAGAGGGCCAGCAAGGCUUUUCCUAUCCAGGAGCACAGAGCCCAACAUUCAAGGGGUUGCAAUAAUAGAUUCAAAAUGGUCUCAAGGGAAAUCUGAUCAAGAAUUUUCCCAGUGGUACCUACGUAGUUACUGCUGUUGGUAUCCCCAUAUCGGUUAGGUUCUAAGUACUCUGAGGAACUAACACUUGCUUUAGGUACAGAAGAGGUGGAAAUCUUGCACAGGGAGGAGGUUGGGUAGAGUAGGAGAGUGAUGAGUAUAGGGAUAGGUGUGGUUGUGGAGAAAGUGGCAAGGAGUAUAAGUUGUAAUUCAUCUUUCCAUCCUCUUAAUUGGUCAAUUGCAGGCCUCUCAAGGUAAAUGACAGCUCCCACUUUAAAGACUACUGCUUUGGAAGACUUAUCAAUAAUCUGAGUUACAUAUAAAUUCACAUCUAUUGGGGAUAAGAGAAAUGUGUCAACACUCCAAAAUAGAGAUUCCAUUUUGUUAGGUUAUUCUUGAGUAUAUCAGGGCACUUUUUCAGUGUGUAUUAUAGAUUACUUUGCAAAUUUAACUUGGAGAAUGGAAGUAACAGUACAGUAAUAGCCAUAGUGGGAGGAGAAUGGCUCUGCAUCUGUAUACAUGUUAAUGUAUGUGCAUGAAUAUUAUAGAGCUGAAAGAGACCUUAGAGGUUUGGGCUAAAUUCUCAAUUUUUAAACACUUUUAUUCUUGUCUCAUGAGACAGGUAUUUGCUUUUUAUUAGUUUUAGAACUCAGUGAACUAAAUUUUUUUGGUAGUUAUGUAUAUGUGUGCAUAUAACAUCUUAUAAAAAUGUGUGGAGGGUGAUGGCUGGUAGGGGUAAAAGGGUUGUGUUUCUAUAAGUUCACAAGUUUAUUAUGGACUAAAAAGGUUUGGGGGAACUCUUUUGUUUGUUUGUUUUGGUUUGGUUUUGUCUUUUGGUGAGGCAGUUGGGGUUAAGUGACUUGCCCAGGGUCACACAGCUAGUGUUAAGUGUCUGAGGUCAGAUUUGAACUCGGGUCCUCCUGAAUCUAAGACCAGUGCUCUUUCCACUGUGACACCUAGCUGCCCCGGGGGAACUCUUUAAAAGUCCAGAAGAGUCAUUAACCUCCAAAAACUGGUUUGUAAGUCAUUGAAACUUUACUACAAACAUGGCUAAUGAUAUCAGUCAUAACCUGAUAAAUUCUCCUCUCCUAAGGGAAAAAUAAUCUUAUAUUUACAUAUUCUCCUUUCUGUGUUUACACUAAGAAAAGUUUGAUCUAAGUUGAAGGGGUGAUAAGUUAAAAGAUAAAUUUCAAAUGUUUGAGUAGUAACUGAAAGUCUUCUGUUCAUAGAAGGGAAACAAUUUCAGAGUUGGAAGGAACCUGUUUGUCUACACCUGAGUAAAAAUAUCCAUAACAUAAUCUAACCACCUAAGUGAGUAAACCCUUAAUGAGGGGAAAUCCAGUACCCCUCAAGGUAACUUUUCUUUUUGGCUAUCUCCAAUUGUUAGGACAAAUUUCUUCAUAUUAAGCUUAAAAUUGACCCCUUUGUCACUUCUACCCUUUGCCAGACAGAACAAUUUUUAUCCCUUUUUACAAAUGAUAGCUCUUCAAAUACUUGAACACAGUUAUGUCCUCACUGAAGUUUCUAUUCUUCAGUAUACCCUCAGUUCCUUAAAAUAAUUCACAUGUGAUAUCUUAAGGAAUUUGAUAUACAUCUGGAUAUGCUUCCUAAAAUGUGGGGCCAAAAACUGAAUACAGUUAUGUCCUGACCAGGGCAGACUAGAGUAAAACUUGUCAUUUCCCUAGCCUAGACCAGUCAUUUAAGGUCACAUUAGUAUUUGAGGCUGCCAUAUCAUAUUGUUAAUUUAAUCAUAGAAUGUAUUAAAACCCCAGAUCCUCCUAACAAACUGCCAUCUAUAUUCAUGCAUAACCAAGACUUCCUUUUGAAGCAACUUCUUAAAAACCAAAGUAUUAAGCUUAAAGUAUUGAGAAAUGUAAGCAUUUAUCCCUAAUAUCUUAUUAUCAACCCAACAUUUAACUUGGGAUCUUUUUGACUUUUCAUUGCCAUUCAAAACUUUGCAUCAUCUGCAGACUUGGUAAAUAUAUGUGUAUUUAUAUGUAUGCAUAUGAAUACUGUUUGGAUUAUGCUAUUCAACCAGUGCCAAAUCUUUAUAACUAUUUAGCCCAUAUUCCUCUUAGCCAUGAUAACAUGAAAGCCUGUCGGAUGCUUUUGCUGAUAUUUGGGUAAACUGUAUCUACAGCAUUCCCCUGAUAAACUGGUAUGUUUAGUAUUAUUGUUUUGUUUGUUAAUGGGUUCUGGAAUAACCUGUUCUUCAUAACCAUGCUCCUUUGUGGUCAUUAUUUCUGUUUCUAUUAAGCUUCCAGUUAAUUGUGUGUUACAGAAUUUUACAAGAAAUCCAAAUCAAGCUCACUGUCAGGUUCUAUCCCUUUAAAAACAUUUGAACAUGUACCCUUUUCCAGACCUUUGCUACCUCUCCAAUUGAUUAUGAUCUUUUUGAGGUCAUGUUUUAGCCAUUCUAUCUGCCAGUUCUUUUAGUACUCAGAAGUGUAAAGAUAAAUUGAAAAGCCAUAAAAAGAACUUCCAAAGGGGUAGUCAUAAGAAAUUCGGGUCCAAGAUGGAUUAAUAAAUGAAUUCUAGGAAACCAAAAGCAAUUCCAGUAUUAUACAAACUGUUUGCAAAAAGUAACACAAGAAAAGGGAUUCUGCUAUAUUCUUAUGUCACAAAUAUGGUCUUGAUAUAUAAAACAAGGAGAAUUGGAAAAAAUUAGAUGAGCAGUGUGCUUAUCAGAAAAGAUUGUUAAGUUUUCAGUGUGAGCAUGUAUACCUUGUUUUUCAGUUCUGUCUGAUGAUUCUUCAUGACCCUUUUGGGGUUUUCUUGGCAAAGAUACUGGAGUGGUUUGCCAUUUCCUUCU
Messenger RNA from Dromiciops gliroides (monito del monte), 14049 nucleotides. RefSeq names its product bromodomain and WD repeat domain containing 1 (gene BRWD1). Gene Ontology annotation, cellular component: nucleus. Lineage: Eukaryota; Metazoa; Chordata; Mammalia; Microbiotheria; Microbiotheriidae. Gene Ontology annotation, biological process: regulation of cell shape; cytoskeleton organization; regulation of transcription by RNA polymerase II. The record is from RefSeq and is a predicted model, not a curated record. Gene Ontology annotation, molecular function: protein binding.